AUGACACACUCUUCUGCUGGGAUGCCUUACAUCAAGAGCGAGCCCGAUGACUUCGGCAACAACCCAAACCAUUUCAGGUCAUCGUCGAGUUUUGGCAUCUCUCAAGGCUACGGUAACCAGUUCACCAAUCAGCACACAAGCGCAGGCGUAGACCCCAACGACCUCACCAAUUUUGGUAGCGUGCCAUAUAACUACGGAGGAAACAACAUGUCCUCCGGUUUCAGCAUGGGAAACUCUGGCUACGGCGAGGAUGAAUUGCUGGAUUCCCUGGGCUUUUCCAACAACGAUGGCGAUGGCAUGUUUAAUGACUUCACCACCCUAAACCAACCCAGCAACAACAACAAGGGCGCCGGCGCCGUCCAGAUCAAUUCUCAGAACCAGAUGCCCAAUAUCUACUCGAGUACACCCGACAAUGCUCCCAUUCAAAGCCCAUUCCUCAAUGGCUUCGACUACAGCCAGUUUCGACCCAUGGGCUCACUGCCACAGCACAUGCCUUCUCAUCAAGGGCCUCAGCACAAGCGCCCAAGCAUGACCUCGAUUCGGAAAUCAUCAGACCAGCGAUCUCCCCUAAGUCCCCGACCAGCGGGAAUUGCAGGCCUCCAGAUUGGAACUCCGGAGUCGGGAAAUCUUGCAAACGGUCGUCCCAUCAGAGCGCCCCAUGCCAAAACUAUGUCUGGACAGUACGACAGUACACCUGGCAGUUUGCAGUCAUACAUUGACUCUCCGCUGUCGUCACCUGGAAACGGCAUUCAACAUGCCGGGAUCUCCGAAACACUAGGCCCUAGCCACCACGCCUCGCUACCGGCCAAGGUUGAACAUGGCUUCAGCACCAGCAAUGCAGAGACCGCCGAGGCGAAGAAGCGAAGAAGACGAGCCUCUCACAAUGCCGUCGAGCGCCGACGGCGAGACAAUAUCAACGAACGGAUCCAAGAUCUUUCACACUUGGUCCCACAACAUCGUCUAGACGACGACAAGGUCAAGAAGCAAUUGCAAAGCAAUGGACCGAUGUCGCCCAAUGUCGGUGCUACGAGCAUGAGUCCACCCAAUGCCAACAACGCCGCUACCUCUUUGCUCGUAGGUGCCGCCGGUCGUCGUGCUGCCAGUAGUGCUGGCAAUAUCACAAUCGGGCUUCCAAUCGAGGAGAAGGAGAAAGGUCCCAACAAGGGUGACAUUCUCAACGGCGCAGUCUCAUGGACCAGAGAUUUGAUGUGGGCGCUUCAUCAAAAGUACCAACAAGAGGAUGAGCUUGCUCAGUACAUUCAGUCGCUUGGUGGUCAAUGGCCCUUCCAAGUGACGGAUGAUGAGAAACGCAUGCGCUCGGAAGUCUUGGAAGCCAUGGAGAAAAAUGACCCCAGCACUUUCUCUUACACAAGAACUGAUGGCACCGGCCUGCGAGUCCCACGCCACACUAAUCUCGCCGGCGAGCGGAUCCAAAAUCGCAACAAUCCCAGCCUCAGUCCACAGAGUAACUUUGAACUCAGUCCCGGUUUCCACAGCGGUGGCAGUGGCACCAACAGUGGCAGCGGGGGCCCUGGACAACCACAGUAUUGGAACAGCGCUGGACACCCGGGCAUCAGCUUCAAAGAAGAAGACGAGUUCAUGGAAUUGAAUUGA
Messenger RNA from Cladophialophora carrionii CBS 160.54, 1614 nucleotides. RefSeq lists its product as uncharacterized. Gene Ontology annotation, biological process: regulation of transcription by RNA polymerase II. The coding region runs from base 1 to 1614 and encodes 537 amino acids. The transcript has a single exon. The record is from RefSeq and is a predicted model, not a curated record. Lineage: Eukaryota; Fungi; Ascomycota; Eurotiomycetes; Chaetothyriales; Herpotrichiellaceae. Gene Ontology annotation, molecular function: protein dimerization activity; RNA polymerase II cis-regulatory region sequence-specific DNA binding; DNA-binding transcription factor activity, RNA polymerase II-specific.